Messenger RNA from Lobosporangium transversale, 1465 nucleotides. RefSeq names its product alternative oxidase-domain-containing protein. Bases 117 to 1238 code for a protein of 373 amino acids. NCBI's taxonomy places the organism in Eukaryota, Fungi, Mortierellomycota, Mortierellomycetes, Mortierellales, Mortierellaceae. Gene Ontology annotation, cellular component: mitochondrion. Gene Ontology annotation, molecular function: alternative oxidase activity. Gene Ontology annotation, biological process: alternative respiration. The record is from RefSeq and is a predicted model, not a curated record. The transcript is spliced from 3 exons.
UUUUUUUUUCCCACAUCAUUCUUUCAAUCAAAAAAUAUACUCAAACACAUUCAAACUUCACAUUCAGGAUCAUAUCCCAACUUCAUUUUCAUUGAUUCAUUUACAUCGACAUCGCUAUGACCACUCUUGCUCCUUUACGAUCAACACUGGUGCAUCCAUCUGCCCAGGCACCCAUUUUCAAGUCGGCUGUCCAAUCCUUGCUCAACAUGAACAGCAAGCGAUCUCUUUCAUCCUUUACUCUCGCCUCUAAAACCUUUGCAAAACCUUGCUCAAUCAUCGCUCCUGCCACCUCAAUCCGGUAUCGUCAAGGAUCACAAUCAUCUUCAUCAUCUUAUCAACCAUUCCAACAUGAGCAACAAAGACUCUUCUCGUUCAAGUUUAAAUCCUCUGCUUCAGAUCUGUCCAUGAUCCCAAAGGCUAUCCACAAUGGAAUCCCAGAAGUCUUGAUGCAUGAAAUUCACCCCAUGCCCAUGCGUGAUGAGUUUAAGGGCGACAAAAAAUUAUCCACAAAGGACUUGGAAGCCAUUCCCAUUGACCUGGGUUUCCAUCGUGAGCCCAGUAAUGUGAGCGAUUGGGUUGCUUACCAUGUUGUCAAAAGUCUUCGAAUCCCUGUUGAUUUGUUCUUUAGAACAAAAUAUAUUCAUCGUGUCGUCGCUUUGGAAACCGUUGCUGCUGUCCCGGGAAUGGUUGCUGGAAUGCUACGUCAUUUGCGUUCGCUGCGCCGAUGCUCCCAUGACGGCGGUUGGAUUUCACAUCUACUCCACGAAGCUGAGAACGAACGUAUGCAUCUCUUAACAUGGAUGAAGGUCGCUCAACCGACUCUCUUUGAGCGUGCUCUGGUCACAGCUGUCCAAGGUGUCUUCUUCAACGUGUUCUUUGCUCUCUACUUGGCCUCUCCUCGGACAGCACAUCGUGUCGUUGGCUAUCUUGAAGAACAGGCAGUGAUUUCGUAUACACAUAUGUUGGACGAGAUUAAGGCUGGCGUCCUUGAGAACGGUCCUGCUCCCAAGCUUGCUAUCGAAUAUUGGAACUUGGAGGACAAUGCCACAGUUCGUGAUGUUUGUCUUGCCAUCCGAUUGGACGAAGCUGUUCAUAUGCAGACAAACCAUCAUUUCAGCGAUCGUAUCGCUUUGAAGCAAGAGGAUCUUCGUGUUGACAUUCACAAGUUGCAAGAGGAACGUGGCAUGGUCCCUAAGAAUAAUGCUGAAGAAGUAUGGUCCAAGCCAAACAAAUAUUAAGAGAACAAAAGAAAAAGUAUACAUUUAUAUCCCAAGUGCAUUAUCGUCUUUCAUCUGAAACCGGGUUUCGACGAUGGCAUGAAUAAGCAUUCUUUCAUUUUUACUCCAUACGAAACAAAUAAACAAUAAAGCAUAAACAGCACACACAUAUUACAUAAUUCAACAAAUGGACUUAUAAGUGGGCUGGAUCACUAGAAACCUGUCAGUUUUAUUGUACAAUUCAUCAG